AUGAACCUCCUUUGUGUAUCGAUCAUCUUGAAAACUCGCCAUUGUUUAAUCUUCUCUUGUGUCUCAACAAGAAUGUCUUCCAACAACUCGUCGGGCGCCAGGUUUCUCUGCAUGGUCCAGGACUGCACGGCAAAUCCGUUUUCGACAAUGGGCAACCUGUUACGUCACAUCAAGAGUCAACACAGUCCUUUAGCCUCCUGGGUGAAGAUGCCUUGCGACAAAGUGUUGAAGUCCAACCUAUAUAACAACCGUCGUCACUCCACAGGAUGCAGCAACGCUCUCUGCAGGGGCUACGAAGGACUCGGCGAAACCUUUUUCGCCCCUCACGACUACAAAAAGGACCGAGUUCAGAGCAUCAUCGAUGCGAGAGACUUCAUGAGCCCCCAGGAUGCGGUGCUGAAAUGGUUUUUCGUCAACCUCGACACAGGAUUUGUCGACAACUAG
Messenger RNA from Colletotrichum destructivum, 444 nucleotides. RefSeq lists its product as uncharacterized. The coding region runs from base 1 to 444 and encodes 147 amino acids. NCBI's taxonomy places the organism in Eukaryota, Fungi, Ascomycota, Sordariomycetes, Glomerellales, Glomerellaceae. The record is from RefSeq and is a predicted model, not a curated record. The transcript has a single exon.